This is a messenger RNA of Vigna unguiculata (cowpea), 1195 nucleotides long. RefSeq lists its product as uncharacterized. NCBI's taxonomy places the organism in Eukaryota, Viridiplantae, Streptophyta, Magnoliopsida, Fabales, Fabaceae. The record is from RefSeq and is a predicted model, not a curated record.
GUCUUCACCCGUGUUGGUGGUCACAUAUAAACCACAAACUGCAUCAUUAUUGUUCUUAAUUUUCUUCACUGCUAUUUGCUUGUGCUUCUUUCUCUCGAUCUCAAUGGCGAAAAUUUCAGUGGCAACCGGUUUGAAAACUCUCUUCACUGUUGUGGGACUUCUCAUGGUUGCUACCCUUAUUUACACUCUCUUCAUCGAUGGUCUUCCGUUUCGUAAAGAGCUUCUCACACCGUGGAUGGCAGCAACUUUGAUUGAUUUCUAUAUCAAUGUUGUAGUUUUGGCUAUCUGGGUUGCUUACAAGGAAUCAAACUUGGUUAGCUCAAUUCUGUGGAUUAUUUUGCUUGUUUGCCUUGGAAGCAUCACUACAUCUGCCUAUAUUGUCGUGCAAUUUUUGAAGCUUUCAUCUCAAGAAUCUUCACAGGAUCCUAUGUAUUAUGUUCUGUUGCGGCAUCCGAACAAGAAUGACAUUGCACCACAAAGAAAGCAUUCUUCGGUCAUGACCCUAAGAAUACUUUUCAGCAUUUUGGGGCUUGUCAUGCUUGGAACUUUGGUGUACACUGCUGUCACUGCUGGUUCUCCUUUCCGAUUGGAGCUUUUAAAUCCGUGGUCGGCAGCAACACUAGUUGACUUCUACAUCAAUGUUGUGGCUCUAGCAGUCUGGGUUGCCUACAAAGAAUCUAGUUGGAUUUCUGCAGUCUUCUGGAUAAUUCUAUUAAUAUGUCUUGGCAGCAUUGCUACUUCAUUCUACAUCGUAUUGCAGCUGUUUCAGAUAUCUGCUCAAGAUCCUGCUUACCUUGUUUUAGUGCAACAUGGGGACAGGUCAGAAAACAAAUAUAAGGGGAUUUCUGGUCAGGCAACAUAGCAAUGGUGUUCAUGAACCAAAGGCAUGUAAGAGGCUCAUAUGGAAAUUAAAAAGGGUAUGGGAUAAUCCCUGAACAGAUAUGGUAACACCAGAAGACAAAAUUAAAUUAAUAUACUAGUGCAAUAAAUGUAGUUUGGAGAUCAUUACUUCUGUCAACACUACUGUCGGGUGGACGAUGUCGUUCUUCUAGCAGUAACUGUAGACUUGUGUACUUUCUUGUCUCAUAAAUGUGUAAUUUUUUCCUCUAUAUAACACUGUAGCUGUAACUAAUUGUAAACUUUAAAUUCUAUGGCACUCAUGUGUUAUGUAUGAAAAUAUCUUUGUCCAGGUGUC